AUGACAUCUUUUGUAGACAAUCAGUCUCUGACAAACUAUCUGAUUAUCGACUAUGAUUCUGAAACUGAUUUUGAAGAUGACGACGAUUAUGAUGUUUUCAUGGUGAAUAACAUUUCUGGAGUUUCAACCGAGAAACCAAGAAAAGUUAGAAAAUGUAUGAAGAGAGGAUUCGUCUGCUGCUUCAAAACUAUAAAAUACACGUUUUUGUGUUGUCGUUGUGUAAUCGUCUGGAGAUGCUUAUGGCUAUUCGUGAUUCUUCUGAUUGGAAUGCUUGUUUUUGUCUGCUUUUAUUAUGACGAUGUUCGGAAAGUUGUUCAAUUCAUUUAUAUUGUCAUUGAUACAUCCAUUCAUCUCUAUAAAAGACUAGACGAUCAGAAUUAA
Molecule: messenger RNA, 381 nt
Organism: Caenorhabditis remanei
Lineage: Eukaryota; Metazoa; Nematoda; Chromadorea; Rhabditida; Rhabditidae
Exons: 2
Coding region: 1-381 (126 amino acids)
Source: RefSeq, a predicted model, not a curated record